AUGUCCACACACAGUUGUACAACCGGCUAUCAUGUAUCAUCAUUCGAGUUUGAAGAUGAAGAGGAUGAGGAGGUUAAGCCCGACCCAAUCGAUCGCUUCUUCAAAGAGCUUACAGAGAUGGCAGAGACUGUGAUGAAACAGUCAUCAAUGUUGAAACAGAGUGCUCAUUAUACAUAUUGCGAUCCAGACAACACGACAAGAAGCUCAACUACAAUCGUGUCCAGGAUGAAGAAGCAGCUGACUGAAGUACAGAAUCAACUGGAUGUCCUAACAUCGGAUGAUGUCACAGGUCCCGACUCUGCAUUGAGUAUACUGGAGACAUGUCAACAACUUUAUCGAAACAAUCAAUUGAUGAUUGCUUCACUCCAAUCAUCUUCAGCAUCAGCCAGAACACAAAGUGCGGCGACAUCAGUCUCGUCGAUCCCCAUCACAACCUCCAAUCAUGUACAUAGGACCAACCCAGUAUCCAGCACCAUCAACUCUACCUCCACCUCCACCUCCACUUCCAUCUCUCACAUCCAUCAUACCAGUAACAUGGCGUCAUCAAUCACUUCACAUUAUGUUGGCUUGCCUCCAGUCUCGUCAAGGAGUACACUCCACACACAUACAACCACAAAUACUCAUGCACCAGUCCGAAGCAAGUUAGCAUCAAUACCCAAUAUACAGGAUCUGGGAGCCGGUGACAUGUUGUCUGAGUACUCAAGGAACUUGUUAUCCUCCGCCAAGUUUGCUGAUAUCGAAACCAAAGAGGCAUCCAAGAAACCAGCGCCAAUCACAUCCACAACAACAACAUCAACAUACGUCCCAUCACUUAUUUCAUCACAACUGAGCAACAGUAGCAGUGUAAACAAGAGGCCAGUUGAUCCCCCACAACAACAAGUACAACCAAUAGUGGAACCGAAUGCUAAUGCUGUUUCUGUUGUACCCUCCACUCCAACUGUUGCUGUUGCCCCUGUUGAGCCUCCAAAAAAGGUCCCCAAGCAACAUACAUUAAGCCAAGCCACGUCAACAACCUCAAUCAUCAAACCAAUCACCAAUGAGGAGUAUGAAGGCUUGAAGAGCUUCCUUACAAAUAUUAUCUCUAUAGAGUCAUUGAACAAUGUGAUUACAAGAUUGAACAAGUACAUGUCACAUGUGGACAAGUCAGAGUAUCACUUUGAUCUAUCGAACCUCAACGACAUAAUGUUGGAUGCAAAGGAGAGUGUUUCCAAAUUGAAGCCAAUCAUUGUGAUACUCAUUCAACUGAAGAGGAUCGGGACCAAGAAGAGCGUUGAUGGCAUAUGCUAUAAUAUAAUAUAA
This is a messenger RNA of Acytostelium subglobosum LB1, 1299 nucleotides long. RefSeq lists its product as hypothetical. NCBI's taxonomy places the organism in Eukaryota, Evosea, Eumycetozoa, Acytosteliales, Acytosteliaceae. The transcript has 2 exons. The record is from RefSeq and is a predicted model, not a curated record. Bases 1 to 1299 code for a protein of 432 amino acids.